This is a messenger RNA of Dissoconium aciculare CBS 342.82, 963 nucleotides long. Its product is annotated as enoyl-CoA hydratase/isomeras-like protein. The record is from RefSeq and is a predicted model, not a curated record. Lineage: Eukaryota; Fungi; Ascomycota; Dothideomycetes; Mycosphaerellales; Dissoconiaceae. Bases 1 to 963 code for a protein of 320 amino acids. The transcript is spliced from 2 exons.
AUGGGCUUCGAACCGCCAGCAGACGCACCGAAACUCGCUCUCCCAAAGAGCUAUGCCGACCUUCCCUUCACCGAGAUCAGGGUCACCAACGUCCCCGAAUCAUCCUCAAACGUGACACCGAUCGUCCUCGUAACCUUAUACCGUCCCACAAGGCACAAUGCCUUCACCACGACCAUGAUGCGCGAGCUGGAACUCGCCUACACCCUCUUCGAUAUCGAUGACCGGGUCAAAUGUAUCGUGCAGACCGGGCACGGGAGGAUGUUCUGUGCGGGCGCGGAUCUGGACACUUCGAUAUUCGAUGGCGGGGACGAGUCGGUGCGGGAUCACAGGGAUGGUGGUGGACGGGUCGUCAUGGCGAUCAAUCGGUGUCGGAAGCCGACCAUUGCUGCGCUGAACGGGAGUGCGGUCGGGAUCGGCAUCACGAUGACCUUACCCAUGAACAUCCGCAUCGCGUACGAGGGCGCGAAGGUCGGCUUCGUCUUUGCGAGGAGAGGCUUGAUCAUGGAGGCGGCCAGUAGCUUCUUCUUACCGCGACUGAUCGGCAUGUCGAAAGCUCUCCACCUCUGCACCACCGGCGCGACCUAUCCCGCCUCCCACCCGCUCCUCUCCACCCUCUUCUCCGAAACCCUCCCCACCGCCUCCGCCGUGCUGCCCCGCGCGCUCGAGAUCGCCAACGAGAUCGUCGCCAACACCAGCCUCGUGUCCACGAACCUCAUGAAGGAGCUGAUGUACCGCGGCCCCGACAGCCCCGAAGCCGCCCACCUCCUCGACAGCCGCAUCAUCUACGAGCUGUUCACCAGCAAGGACAACAAGGAGGGCGUGGAUGCGUUUCUACAGAAGAGGCCGGUCCGGUUCAAGGGCACCAUGCAGAACGAUGCGCCGCCGACGUGGCCGUGGUGGAAUGCGCCGAGCACAGCCAAUCGACCGGUCGAACAGAGUUAUAAAUAUAAGGCGAAGCUGUAA